Messenger RNA from Tyto alba (common barn owl), 3399 nucleotides. RefSeq names its product grainyhead like transcription factor 3 (gene GRHL3). The record is from RefSeq and is a predicted model, not a curated record. Bases 95 to 2014 code for a protein of 639 amino acids. Gene Ontology annotation, cellular component: nucleus. Lineage: Eukaryota; Metazoa; Chordata; Aves; Strigiformes; Tytonidae. Gene Ontology annotation, biological process: regulation of transcription by RNA polymerase II. The transcript is spliced from 17 exons. Gene Ontology annotation, molecular function: DNA-binding transcription activator activity, RNA polymerase II-specific; RNA polymerase II cis-regulatory region sequence-specific DNA binding.
UCCUGCAGCUAAUUCCCAAAUGCCGUGUGUCCGGGCUUCCCGCUGCCGUCCCGUGCUCUUAUCUGCGCUACAGCAGGCAGGACAGCCUGCGUGAAUGCAGGUACUAGAAGAGAGAAGUCAUCAGAAUUUGUCUGCAAAGAUUUGGAAACGUGGGGAAAUGUCUAAUGAACUUGAUUUUAGAUCUGUGCGUCUGAUGAAGAAUGACACCAUGAACUUCCAGAAAUUCCCCUAUACCAAUGAAGAUGAAGCCUGGAAAACCUACCUGGAGAACCCCUUGACUGCAGCCACCAAAGCUAUGAUGAGGGUGAAUGGAGAUGAUGACAGCGUGGCUGCCCUGAGCCUCCUCUAUGACUACUACAUGGUCCCAAAGGAGAAGAGGAUUCUUCCAUCUGGUAUGAUGGGACGCAAUGAACUGGGAAAGAGGCACUGCCACGGAAUGGAGUAUGACCCAGAGAUCGCAUCCUUUGAUGGCUCAGCCCAUCUCAUGAAGCUCUUGUCUGAAAAUGUUUCCAUGACCCAAGAAUAUUGUGAGCCACCGAAGAAGAACGGCUUAAGCCUUGAAGGCGUCCCUACUCCUCACAAGCCAGCCAUGCUUCCACCAGGCACUAGCAAGCUGGAUGCCACCCCAGACAACUACAUGGUCCCUCCAGGGGAUGUAUACGACAACAGCUCAUUGAACUCCCUCUUCGAGACCAUCCCCGUAGCCCCACCACAGCAGAGGUGGCAGCCAGACAGCACUUUCAAAGAGGAUCCCCAGGAGUCGCUACUCUUCAGUGAUAUCCUCAAACCCCAGCCAGAGCCACCUUGCCCUGAGAGUUAUGCUACAGACGGUGUUAAGAGUGACUUUGAAUACACUCUGGGGUCACCUAAAGCCAUUCACAUCAAAUCUGGGGACUCUCCCAUGGCCUACCUCAACAAAGGACAGUUCUACCCCAUCACGCUGCGGACAGCUGGAGACAGCAAAUGUUUACACUUGUCCUCAAAUAAAGUGAAGAGUGUUGUGAUGAUUGUUUUUGACAACGAAAAGAUCCCGACGGAGCAGCUCAAGUUCUGGAAGCACUGGCAUUCCCGCCAGCCCACAGCCAAGCAGAGAGUCAUUGACGUCGCUGAUUGCAAAGAAAAUUUCAACACAGUGCAGAACAUCGAGGAGUUAGCCUACAAUGCCCUGUCCUUUGUGUGGAACAUCCACGAAGAAGCAAAGGUAUUUAUUGGGGUGAAUUGCCUGAGCACUGACUUCUCCUCCCAGAAAGGAGUGAAGGGUGUCCCGCUCAACCUCCAGAUAGACACUUACGACUACGGCAAUGGAACCAGCCAGCUGGUGCACCGCGCCGUCUGCCAGAUCAAGAUAUUCUGCGAUAAGGGAGCAGAGAGGAAAAUGAGGGAUGAUGAAAGGAAACAGUUCAGAAGGAAAGGAAAAUGCCUGGACUCCAAUAACAAUGGUCUGAAAGGCUGUUUGCUCUCUGGCUUCAGAGGGAAUGAAAUCACGUUCCUGAGGCCAGAGACUGACCUCGAAACCCAGCCAGUCCUGUUUAUUCCCAACGUCCAUUUUUCAAACCUGCAGAGGUGUGGCACGGUGCUCCCUCCUGCUGUUCCCAACUCUGCAAACAGGCUGCCCUUAAAACGGAGUGGUGCCUCAUUCACAGAUGAGUUUGACCCGAUACCUCCAAAGCAAACCAAGGAAGAAGAUCCUCAGAGAGUCUUGUUGUACGUGCGGAGGGAGUCAGAGGAAGUGUUUGAUGCUCUCAUGUUGAAGACACCAGAUCUCCAGGGCCUCAGAACAGCUAUUUCAGAAAAAUAUGGGCUUCCUGAAGAAAGCAUUUAUAAAGUCUACAAAAAAUGCAAAAGAGGGAGGCUCUUCCACCUGUUCCUGAGCUCAGGGCUGUCAGAUGCUGCUCAUCCACUAGCCCCACAAAUGGAAAUUUUCUCCCUAAAGAAAAAGAGCAACACUGGCGGCCUCAAAAGAGGAGACGUCCCAUACACCUUCAGUAAGAGAGUGCCUCAAGUCUGGUCUUGAAGAACAACUGCGAAGGACAGGGGUGGCCAGUUUAUUAUUACAGCUUCAGGACUGAACCAAGUCUCAGGUGUGUCAGCGGUGGCUGGUGGCUUGUGAUGUGGCCAUCCCAGGUCAUCGGGCUGUCAUCACCCAACAGCUCCGCUCAGGAAACUCCAGCUUGGGCUGGAGUUCUCUGAACCAGCUGACUGUCAGCAUCUGCGCAGCAAGAGAGAUCCAAGCACUGAUGAGUUUGCAGGUGGAUCAGGAAAUGGCACCGCUUCAGGGGAGAGGCCACCUAUGCUUUGUUUUUCUUUGGUUUUGUUCAUUACUUGAUCUGAUAAGUAGUGAAUGUUUUUUAAUGAUUGGGAGGGAAAACAGGCAGAUGUCCUUUCCAUCUUUUCCCCAAAAUGGAAGAGCAAAGAGCUAUCGAAUGAAAAGACAACACCUGGAAAAUAGAUUAAAAAAUAAAUAAAUUUGACACCUAGUUUAAUGAAAGCUGGACAUGACUGAUGCUAUAGGUUAUUGCUGAAGUGUGGGGGACAUACAGGAUUUUCUCCAGUCUACUAGGUGGCAAGGUCAGACACUUUUUCUUGCUCCCCCAGAUUUAAUUUUCCUUUGAAUAAUUUUAUCCUAUUGCUCCACCCUAAACAAUCCUCUCUUGGUAAUUACAGCUUGAGGGUCAGAUCUUCAUCUGGUGUAAACCAGUGAAGCUCAGUGGUGCUACCUGGAUUUACAGCAGGUGAGGACCAUGGGCCUCCUUAGUGUGAUGAGCUCAUUCAGAUGAACUUAGUCCCAGGGUGACUCAAGAGCAAUAAUAAGUAAUUUUGUAUCUUGGUGAGGUUUGGUCUAGAAAAACAAUACAGGGCUCAGAUUCCUAAUCAACACUCCCUUGAAUCUUUUGUGGUUGAGAAAUCAGAUGGGAGCACGGUACCAAGAGGCACAGGCGACUCCUCUGGCUUCCUGCACUAAGAUAGCCAGAGAUAACUUGGAGCGGCUCUGUUGCAAGGCUUUUUGUGACAACCCACCCUUGGGUACCCAUGCUGCCUCCCCGGGGGCACCUGUGGGAGGCCGGGCUCUCCCUGGGCUGCAGGGCUUGGGGACCUGGGUCCCUUGUCCCCAGGCAGCCCCAGCGCCGCUCCCGCCCGGUGCCAGGUGAGGCGAGGAGCGGCCGGGAAGGUUACGAUUCACCGGGAAGAGGCCUGGGCAGCGUCAGACCCUGUGCCUGAGCCUCCCCCUGCACUGGGUGGGAUGCCCUUCCCACCAGAGAUGCAACUGGGACGCCCUUCCCACGAGAGAUGCAACGGCUCGUUGGUAAAGUGCUUUGGGCAGCACUGAAAGGCAGCGCGGCCUCGAGCCGCGGGACAAAGCUGAGACCAGAACAGGCUGGACACGGGGACAGACUGACA